GCACUGUUUCUAACCAGACCACAAUAUUUUAGAGGCUGACCUCGACUUUCCUUGUACAAUAACACACAGCCAGCGGGUUUGCACUUGAGAACUAUUUUGAGCCAUUUACCCCAUCUCUUUUGGGAACCAAUUUUGAAUUUUGUGGGAACUGAAAGAAGCGAACCAAACCAGAAGGGAACCGGUUCUUCGACGGUGGACAAGCGGUAUGAGAGCUUCGUCAAAACCAGUCUCCAAAUCCAGUCCACUGUUUGAAACAUGAGAAACAAAACGGAAACAAAGCGAGUUACUGAGGAGGAAAACCUUAAAUGAUCCAAACCAGCGCUGAAAAAUGAAGAAGACGCCGACAUGGAUGAGACUAACGUAGCUACAUUUGGUGUGGCUAACGUUAGCUAACUGCCGCCAUCUUCCCAAGGUCAGCCUGGCUCUGCUCUCAGAUGCUUUCCGCCAUCUUUCUGCUUUCACAGAGGGAAGAAAAGCAAAUCAAGCUUUGGAUGUCCCCACGCUUGCCACCAGGACCCCGUGCCGCUCCAGCUUGCCUUUCAAGUACAUGUUAGGGAGGCCGGGUGGAGGAUAUGGGAGGGAGGAGAGGACCUACUCUUUCAGAUCUCCUGGGAAUGCCUGGAGAGAGGGAGAGAGCAGACGUUGGAGGAGGAGUCCUUCCAUCCUUGGCCUGUUUCUGGAGUAGCUUGGCCAAGAUGGAUGUGUUUAUGAAGGGUUUGUCUAAAGCAAAAGAGGGGAUGGCUGUGGCCGCAGAGAAGACCAAGGAAGGUGUUGCUGUCGCAGCCGAAAAGACCAAAGAGGGAGUUAUGUUUGUAGGCACCAAGGCCAAAGACAGUGUUGGCACAGUGGCUGAGAAGACAACUGGAGCGAUGGGUAAUAUCGCUGCUGCCACUGGCCUGGUGAAGAAGGACGAGUUCCCGACUGACAUGAACCCUGAAGAGUACGGACAGGAGGCCAUGGAGGGCCAGGGAGAGACAAUGUUGGAGGCAGAAGGGGAGUCAUAUGAUGACUCCCAGCAGGAGAGCCAGGACUACGAACCAGAGGCGUAAAAGCAUCAGUCCAAACAACCAUCCAACCAGCAGCACAAUAACAUUUCUAACAAUAAAAAGGACAAAUGCUGAAACUAUCACAAUUAUACCCCUGUUGCAAAAAACUACAAAAAAGACAAGCAUUCCCACUGAAAAAUGUUCUUCCUUCAAGACAAAUCUUUUAUUAUUAUAUAUUGUAAAUGUCAUGUUAUUAAUGUAAUGUGUUGGGUGUAGGUAUUUAUUGAGCUGUGGGACUGUCCUUUUGGUCUCAUUUCUUUGAUUCCCUCCCAACGAAAUGAGACCAGAGCCAGGGCUUGUGACUUUGUACUUGUGUGUAUCUGUAUUUAGAAAUGUGCAAUAGAUGUUCAUCAUCUUCCAAUGAAGCAUUGGGAGCAGAAAAAAAAAUUAAUAAGUCCGAUUUCAAACAGAUAUGACUACAAUAAUAUCCUCUAAGUGUCUACAAUGCCUGUUUGUGGGUUUCUCUUUUGCAUUUACUUUGAAAGCAAGUUAUUUAUUUAAUGUUUUUGAAGUAAGAGUUUUAUACAUUGUAUCUUUAUAGUUGCUUGUGAAAUCAUUCCAGUAAAUUCUCUGUUAGAAAUGGACAACGUAUACAUGUUUGUGUGUGCGUGUGUGUUUGUGUGUACUGAAGAUUUUAACAAGUUAAAGUCAAUAUAUUAUGUCUUGAAAAAUCAUAUCGGUUGUCAUAUCAGUAUGUGCUUUAAAUUGCAGGACUUGUCAAUAUAAAGGUUUAUGUGUCAAGCCAGACAAACAAAUCCUCUGUAAAUAAAAAAAAGGUCAGAAAAA
Molecule: messenger RNA, 1832 nt
Organism: Myripristis murdjan (pinecone soldierfish)
Lineage: Eukaryota; Metazoa; Chordata; Actinopteri; Holocentriformes; Holocentridae
Gene: sncb
Product: synuclein, beta
Exons: 8
Coding region: 573-1049 (158 amino acids)
Biological process (GO): synapse organization; synaptic vesicle endocytosis; chemical synaptic transmission
Cellular component (GO): cytoplasm; neuronal cell body; axon terminus
Molecular function (GO): cuprous ion binding
Source: RefSeq, a predicted model, not a curated record